GCGACUCGCCACGACGUAGUGUAGCAGCGUUCCUUGACCACGAGCUCUCGUCCCGUUCGUUGUUACGAGCGGUUCUCGUAAAAAUGAAUGUGAUCGCGAAGUCGACGAGCCUCUCGCCGUUUCUACGGGCGACGGCGACGGCUGUUUCGAACGGCGGCAUACCAGUCGCCGCGACCGGUAAGGUUCAGAAACCGAAGAUUGCCGUUCCGCCUACCGUCAAACGGACUCACGGCCAAAGUCUCUAUCAGGAUCUCCUUAUCGGACCUACAUGCAUAAGCUCGGGAGUCGCAGUCAGCACACAAGUACAUCAGCGACGACUGGCCCAUACCGAUAUCCAGUUUCCAGAUUUCACAGAUUACCGCAGGGAAGAAGUCAAAGAACCACAUUCAAAAUCAAGAGAUAGCGCAGAAACACGCAAGAAUUUCUCAUAUCUCAUAUCAGCUGGUGGUUGCGUGGCAGGUGUGUACGGCGCGAAAGUGAUAGUACACGACCUCGUCGGUAUGCUGAGUGCAUCAGCUGAUGUACUUGCUAUGUCUAAGAUCGAGAUUAAGCUCGACUCGAUUCCUGAAGGAAAGAGUGCCGUCUUCAAGUGGCGCGGAAAACCUUUGUUUGUACGACAUAGAUCACAAUCAGAAAUUGCGAACGAAGCUAAAGUGGACGUCGCGAGUCUCCGUGAUCCAGAAGAAGACAGUGUACGCGUGAAGGAUCCCAAGUGGCUGGUCGUACUGGGUGUGUGCACGCAUCUGGGAUGCGUACCUAUUGCCAAUGCGGGAGAUUUCGGCGGUUAUUAUUGUCCAUGUCACGGUUCCCACUAUGACGCCAGUGGCAGAAUCAGGAAAGGACCCGCACCGUUGAACCUCGAAGUACCACCCUACGAGUUUCCUGAAAGCAAUAUGCUCAUCGUCGGUUAAUGACUAUCCGAUAACUGUAGUCAAAUAAUAAAUGUUAUUUAUGAUAAGACGCUCCGCGUGUACACAUGCAUAAGACCUGUUACCGACGAUGAGGAUAUACGGAAGAGAGCGUGUUUUGUAUUAUAUCUCUUAAAAGACAUACGAAUGUCGAUUGGACUCAAAAUGGCCGAUGUAACGCUCACGCUACUGUAUAUCGAAUUUAGAAUAAAUUACUGUUAAAUGAGAAAUA
Molecule: messenger RNA, 1140 nt
Organism: Odontomachus brunneus
Lineage: Eukaryota; Metazoa; Arthropoda; Insecta; Hymenoptera; Formicidae
Gene: RFeSP
Product: cytochrome b-c1 complex subunit Rieske, mitochondrial
Exons: 4
Coding region: 84-911 (275 amino acids)
Biological process (GO): mitochondrial electron transport, ubiquinol to cytochrome c
Cellular component (GO): membrane
Molecular function (GO): 2 iron, 2 sulfur cluster binding; quinol-cytochrome-c reductase activity
Source: RefSeq, a predicted model, not a curated record